UCGAGUAUUUCUUGGAUAAGGAUUGUUUAAUUAACCCUUGAAUUUUUGUCCUUUUUUAUUUAGCUUCUGCGAAAAUUUGGUUCUGCUAAAGAUGUAGUCGCUCAGAGCAAAGAUUUUCUAACAUCACAAGUUGUGAUAUCUAUUUUUAUUUCUUUUAUUUUUAGUUUUUCCAUGUAGAUGUUUUUUUGUAAAUUGAUUUAAAGCAAAGUAAUCAUGGUGGAAAAUUCAGUCACCAUAAUUUAAUUUCAGUUGUUGAGUAUCUGAAUUUCUUUUCAAGUUUUUCUGGAAAUGUAUAAUUUAUUACAUGCGAAAUCUGCUGUACAGCGGUCAAUGCAUCUCAUUGAAUCUCGUCAAAUCUCGUUGAAUCUUAUGGUAUCUAGUUGAUUUUGGAUUCACAAUCUCUGAUAUGGCCAUGGAAAAUUGUCAACAAAUGCGUUCGAAAAUAACUACUGAAAAGGAACAAAUUCAUCACAAGUAUAGAAUACUUCAAGAGCUUCAUGUGUUUUGUGCAAGAUAAGUGAAUGUCCGAUAUAAAAAAAAGUGUAGGAGGCCUCCCACUUAUAAAAAGCAAAAUCCUUGUGGUCAGACACGGAAGUACAACUGCCAAUUCUAAAAGUGGACUUUACCAAGAUGGAGGAGCUGUUCUGCCAGAAACAGCCGACAAAAUCAGCUGAUGCCUCCAAGAAUCAGCUGGCAGAGAAGAAGGUGCAGAAAGUGAACCUGUUGGACAGCCAGCGCAGUUUCCUGGUCAACAUAUUUCUCAAGCAAUUUAAGGCAGAUGUUGCGUUUGUCCUGGACUCGAUUAAAAAUGGCGCCGGUCUACCCGUCGAGAACCUGAAAUCGUUGAUGAAACUCAUGCCCGAAAAGAAAGAGAUUGCUGAAAUACGCGGUUAUGCCAGCAGCAAAAACCUUGGGGAAGCUGAGAGCUUCUACCUGCAUCUGUCUGACAUCGCCGACUACGAGCUGAGAGUGCAGGCAAUGCUCUACAAAGCAGAAUUCCAUGAACGAUACACUGACGCAUCUGAGCAUUUGGAGAAAGUGAUUGAAACCUGCGAGUUCCUCAUCAAUGAUUGCAGUCUCAAGCAGUUCUUGUUGCUCAUCCUGCAACUUGGAAAUAAACUGAAUGCUGGAACUUAUGCUGGUAACGCAGAUGCGAUCAAGAUCAGCUCUCUGGCAAUGCUGGCUGAGACGAGUGCCAAUAAGCCAAAGAUCUCAUUUCUGCACUAUGUGGUUGAUGUGGCUGCAUCCAAUGAUGCCAGUAUGCUAGCAUUCAGAAGCAAGGUUGCCGAUUUCCAGAGAAUGUCAAAGACACCGUUUGCAGCCCUUGAAGAGGAAGUAAAUUCAUUGGUGGAGGGAGUUGAAGACAUCAGCAAAAGAAUCAAAUCGAGCAAAGUGUCUUCUCAAUUCGGUGAUUUCUUCCACAAUGCGAAACAACAGGUGGAUUGUCUUGUCAAGAAAUUGAAGAAAAUUCGAGAGGUGAAAUCUCAACUGGCAGUUCACUUGUGUGAGGAGCCUGCUGCUUUCCAGCUGAAUGACUGCUAUCAGCUAUUUGCUGACUUCUUCACAAAAGUCAACAAAGCUUUUCAAGAAAACGAUCAGAUGAAGAAAUCUGAGGAAAAAGCUGCAAGAUUGAAAGCUGAAAAGUCGACCAAGAACAAGAUUGUAAAAGCGAAGAGAAGAAUAUUAGACAGGGAAGUCGAACAGCUCAUCAACGAAGCGAAAAAUGGGGCAUACUAGAUGGAGUAACUACUGGAUCUAGGUGCUAGAUGUAAUAGCAUCAAUGGUUCAACACACUAAGAAGUCACCAAGUUAGCUAAUUCUUCAAUGACAAUAGACAAUGGAUUGUCUUGCUCUGAUGAGUUGAUAUGUAAAUACUGUAGUUGGUUAUUGAAUUUCUAAUGUCUAGUCUAGAGUCUCAUAUUCUUUCAGCUUUUAGAUACUAACAACGAAGUUUGUCUUUAAUUUGAUUUAAUUCACUAAUCUUUUUAGAAAAGUCACAACGUUAUUCAUGCCUAGGUAUUGAAAAAUGACGAUAGACAAUUCAUUGUCUUAUUCUGAUUAUGUAUCUGUAAAUAUCUGUGUAUCUAUUGAUUGUGAGGUUUUAAAUUUCAAUAGUUGAUUUUAUAUUAGUUGUUGAGUACAAACACAAUCGAUAUUGCUUCAAUAUGAUUCAGAUCACAAGUUCUAUAAAGCAGUAACAUUUCCAAGUGGUUUCUAAAAACGACCAUAGACAUUAAUAGCUGAUUAUCUGAUAAUGAUUUCGAAUGUAUAUUAUAUUACAUGUCUAGAGUUUUAAUAAUUCAUUUGAAGAAAGUAUAGAGAUAGAUGUAGUUUUAUAUUUAUAUUUCAUAAAAGCUAUUUCAAAUUCGGCAAUGCUUUAAAGGACAAGAUGCAAUAAAUUUGCUUAGUAUUUUUCUUUGUCUGUAGGUAGCUGUUGAGACAUAUAGGCUUUCAAAAUUAUUUCAUAUUAUAUUCAGAUUUUAGUACUUUGUCUGUUGACCUAGGAUAAUGUCGAAGUAUUAAUUAUUAGUAUUAAUCUCAUCUCAGUCUGAAAAAGAAUCAAAGUACCGUAACUCAUUUAAGUCUGAAAAAACUUAAGAGUAACUCAUGAGUCUGAGAACAUAUAAAAGUAACUUGAAAGUCUGAUUGUAAAGUUUUCUUUUAAAAACUUUCUAAAAAUGCAUGUAGUCUGUAAAAUUAACAUUGUUUAGUAUAGAAGUCACUUUGAUAUUGAUAAAGUUUUAUAGUCAAUUUAUAUAAUAUAAGAGUAUAUUUAAAAUGAUAAAAGUUAUAACUACCAAUAUUAGAAAUAUAGAAACUUGACCAGUAAUAUCACAAUAGCUUAUAAUUAAUAAUAGAAAAUGUUGUGUUGUCGGCUAAAUUUUCAAAAAUAUUUGAUGUAACACAGAAGAAGAUUUUUAAUUACUUAUGUAGGACAAUUUUCAAUUUUGGAACAGAUUGAAAAUGGGAAUUAUUAAAUUAUUAUUCUGUGAUAAUGGAUCUCAGGGAAUUAUUAAGUCAAAUCUAAUUAUAUUUCUAAAUGAUGCUUGAACUAAAUACAUAGUAAUAAAUUAUUCCAGAAUAUAAAAUAAGGAGUCAUUAAUAAUAGAAAAAAAAUUAUGUUAUAGUAGGUAGGUCCUAAUAAUAAAUGUGAUAGAUGACACUAAUAUAGCCAAUAUAUGUUAGGUAGGUAGUAAUUAAUUAAAAAAUAAUUUUAAUCAUAGUUCCUAAUAAUUUUGCAACAGAAGGCUUUAAAACAUAAGAUUACUAAAAUUAAAAAAUGAUAGAUUCUCUAGCAUCAGCCAUUUGAAUAGCUACUGAUAAAC
This is a messenger RNA of Nilaparvata lugens (brown planthopper), 3326 nucleotides long. Its product is annotated as FH2 domain-containing protein 1-like. Lineage: Eukaryota; Metazoa; Arthropoda; Insecta; Hemiptera; Delphacidae. The record is from RefSeq and is a predicted model, not a curated record. Bases 631 to 1737 code for a protein of 368 amino acids. The transcript is spliced from 8 exons.